AUGGCGCCCCCCACCAAGAAGAAGGAGGCCACGGGCGAUCUCAUGAUCUCCACUGCAGAGUACAAAAAGACGCGCGACUCGGUCAUUGCCUCGCUCCACAACCUGCAGGCCGGGCUCAUCCACGUCCAGCACGGUAUUACCGACCUCUUGACAAACUAUCGCAAGCAUUGUGCUUCUGUCCUCGGCGGCGAGGAGGGCGAGAUCCCCCCUUUCAAUGAUGUAGCUGCUGUUGCCGCCUCUGUCAUGGAAGCCGGGAGGAAUGCCGUUGACGAGACAAAGCAGGUCCUUGCACCCGUCGACAAAUCCGCCGAGGCCAGCAAGGGCAAGAAGCGCAAGCGCGAAAAGAAGGAAAAGGACCCCAAUGCCCCCAAGAAGCCCCUCACGGCUGCUUUCCUCUACCACCAGCAUGCCCGCCCCAUUGUCAAGGCCGAUCUCGAGGCUGCCCUUCCUCCGGGCGGUCAGAUUGAGAAGAAUGCUGUUCAGCUCGAGGUAAACAAGCGCUGGAACGAGCUUCCCGAAGAGGAGAAGGAGCAAUGGAAGGCGUCCUACCGCAACUCCAUGGAAGAGUACAAGGCCGAGCUGGCCGAGUACAUUGCCAACAAGGGCAUCAAGGCUACUGAGCUCGUCGAAGAGGACGAAGGCUCUGACGACGCCGACAUUGAAGCCGAGGUUGGUGCUGCUGACUCUGAUGCCUCUUCAGAGGACGAGGAAGAGGCGCCCGCCAAAGCUCCCUCUCCACCCGCAAAGACCCCACGCAAGCGCCAGAAGACCACUCCUGUCGUUAAUGGCAACUCUGCUCCUAUUUCCAUUGCCCCCGCUGCCACAAACUCGACUCCUGUCCCCCUCCCCAAUGCACGCGCAUCACAAGCCCCAGCCCCAGCCCCAGCUCCUACUACCACCGCAGCUGCUGAAACACCCGUGAAGAAGGACACCAAGAAGAAGAAGGAAAAGGCCGCGCCCCAGCCCAUCGCCCCCGCUCCCGCCUCUUCUCACGAAGACGAGCCUGCGCCCGAGGAAACAGUCACCACCAAGAAGAAGACCAAGUCCAGCCGCAGCACCCGCAACACCGAAGCUGACGGCGACAAGGAGAAUGCCGCCCAAGAAAAGGCUGAAAAGGCGGAGAAAGCUGAAAAGGCUGGUAAAGAGAAGAAGCGCGAUCGUUCUAAGAGGAAGGCCGAUUCUUCCUAAGUCUUGCUCAUGUCCUUGUCCUUGUCCUUUUUUUGAGGCGGUCACCAUGGGAUUGAAAAAAAAGUUCUUCUUUUUUUAUCUUGGCAAAAAAGGGGACUUGAGGGUGCUGUGGAGUAUUUCAUCAUGGGUUGUAUGAUUAGGGGACUCUUUUUCUCCGGGGAGAGACCUUACUGAUACCAAAAAUGACUUUAUUUUCUUUAGAGGAGCGUUUGGGGUAGCAUGUUCUUUUUUUGUUUUUUGUUCGUCUUCGCAUCGUUGGAUGCCUAUGUUUCUUGACUUAUUCUUCUUUUGAGGGGGGAUAUGUCGAGUGAGAGAUAGGCGGGCGAAUGUGAGCGGGAGAUGUGUGUGUGUAUGUGUGUAUUGACCUUUGUUACCCCCCGGGGCUGUGUUUUAAGUAUCAGUGUUAUAAGAUUUAUACCCCU
Bipolaris maydis ATCC 48331 is the source of this 1610-nucleotide messenger RNA. RefSeq lists its product as uncharacterized. Gene Ontology annotation, molecular function: DNA binding, bending. The record is from RefSeq and is a predicted model, not a curated record. NCBI's taxonomy places the organism in Eukaryota, Fungi, Ascomycota, Dothideomycetes, Pleosporales, Pleosporaceae.